AUGAUAAAAAACAUUUUCGGCAGCAAACGGUCGAAGGAUGGAGAGCGCAACAAAAUUUCGGAAAUCGGUCUCCCGACGAACGUGGUGCAUGGUAUACAUGUUAGCAAAAACCUGCAAACCGGCCACCUGGAGGGUUUGCCAAAGUCAUGGAUUCGGAUAAUGGACGCGUUUAUCACGCACGAUGAACAGAGCAAAAAUCCGGACGCCGUUUACCAGGCGGUGAAAUUUUACAGCUACUCUAUUAAGAAGAAAGAAGGUACGGAACCAUUCAAGCCGUUCAUCACGGAAGACGCGAUCCACGAAGAAACGGAGUCCAUAGACCAGUUUCUCGACCAAAAGAGCACGCACAAAAGCGAGGAUUCACUAGUAGGCAGUAGUGAGGAAAAUGAAUCAGUACCGCAAGCCCCGCCACCUCCCUUGCCCAAGAAGAGUGCCACCUUACCGCCGAAGCCGCAGCUGAAGCCAAAGCCUACGAACUACACCAGCAAGGUGUACAAAGGCAUGGACAACCUGCACCUGAUUGAUUCGGGAAGCAAAAGUGAAACGAUGAUCAUCCAUAGCGUGUCCCAUCUCGAUACACACCAAAGUACCUACGCGAUCAGCACGAACGUAAAUAACAACAACAGUCUCGAUCGGGAGCUGGAGAGUGAUAAUGAUUUAAUUCUACGGCCAAAAGAGAAGCAGAUUCGGCAACCGAAAAGCGAUGAGCAGGUUUACUUGGAGCUGAAGAAAAUUUGCAACCUAAACGAUCCGCUCAAGCGGUACGAAAAGACGGUGGAGGUGGGCAAAGGAGCCUCGGGGGUGGUGUUCAUCGCACUCGAUCGCAACACUGGCUCCAAGGUGGCGAUUAAGACGAUUGACAUGAAAAAUCAAUCCUCGAAAGAGUCGAUUCUGAACGAAAUAAACGUGCUGAUGGACUUUAACCACAAGAAUCUGGUCAACUUUCUCGAGGCGUACUACCUGGAGGAUGUCGAUCAGCUGUGGGUGAUCCUCGAGUACAUGGACGGUGGUCCGCUAACGGACGUGGUCACCGAGACGGUGAUGAAGGACCGACAGAUUGCUGCCGUGUGUCGGGAGGUGCUGUUGGCCAUCAGCUUCCUGCACGCGAAGGGUAUCAUCCACCGGGACAUUAAAUCCGACAACGUGCUGCUGGGUAUGGACGGUUCGGUGAAGGUGACCGACUUUGGGUUCUGUGCCAACAUCGAGGGUGAUGAAAAGCGGCAAACGAUGGUUGGUACACCGUACUGGAUGGCACCGGAGGUCGUGACACGCAAGCAGUACGGCAAAAAGGUUGAUAUCUGGUCGCUGGGCAUCAUGGCAAUCGAGAUGAUCGAGGGCCAACCGCCCUACCUGAACCAGGCCCCGCUAAGGGCGCUCUACCUGAUCGCGGCGAAUGGCCGACCGGACAUUAAGAGCUGGGAUAAUCUGUCGGAAAACCUGAAAGACUUUCUCGAUCGCUGCCUGCAGGUGGAGGUCGAUAUGCGCGCGUCGGCUGACGAGUUGCUGCGGCAUCCUUUCUUACAGGACUGCAUGGAGCUUCGAACGCUGACUCCGUUGAUAAAGGCUGCUCGGAGACUGCUGAAGCGGGACAACUGA
Anopheles nili is the source of this 1596-nucleotide messenger RNA. RefSeq names its product serine/threonine-protein kinase PAK 1 (gene Pak3). The coding region runs from base 1 to 1596 and encodes 531 amino acids. The record is from RefSeq and is a predicted model, not a curated record. The transcript has a single exon. Gene Ontology annotation, cellular component: cytoplasm. Lineage: Eukaryota; Metazoa; Arthropoda; Insecta; Diptera; Culicidae. Gene Ontology annotation, molecular function: protein serine/threonine kinase activity; ATP binding. Gene Ontology annotation, biological process: regulation of axonogenesis; regulation of MAPK cascade; intracellular signal transduction.